Messenger RNA from Sparassis crispa, 1044 nucleotides. Its product is annotated as Peroxisomal targeting signal 2 receptor. Lineage: Eukaryota; Fungi; Basidiomycota; Agaricomycetes; Polyporales; Sparassidaceae. Gene Ontology annotation, biological process: protein import into peroxisome matrix. The coding region runs from base 1 to 1044 and encodes 347 amino acids. Gene Ontology annotation, molecular function: protein binding. The record is from RefSeq and is a predicted model, not a curated record. The transcript is spliced from 5 exons. Gene Ontology annotation, cellular component: peroxisomal matrix; cytosol.
AUGAACGGGCCAGCGCCGCCGCUCACGUUGCUGACACCAGGCUUUGCCCACUACUCUCUCGCCUGGUCUCCGUUCCACAGCACCCGUCUCGCCGUUGCGUCUUCUGCAAAUUAUGGGCUGGUCGGCAAUGGGCGACUUCACCUCGUCUCCCUCGGACAAGGUCCAGGAGGUGUACCGGGCCUUUCUCUCGACAAGCAAUACGAUACGCAAGAUGGCUUGUAUGACGUUGCGUGGUCGGAGGUGCACGAAAACCAGCUUGUGACUGCGUCAGGAGAUGGCUCAAUCAAACUGUGGGAUGUCAUGCUCAAUGACCUGCCAAUACGUGCCUGGCAGGAGCACUCUCGCGAGGUCUUCUCGGUCGAUUGGUCGAAUAUACAGAAAGACACGUUUAUCUCCUCAUCGUGGGACGGUACGGUUAAACUGUGGACUCCCGACCGCCCGCGCUCAGUAACCACACUGCAGGCACACCGCUCUUGCGUCUAUCAAGCCCUCUUCUCCCCCCACCAGCCGGACACGAUUGCCACAUGCUCGACGGACGGCACGCUCAAGAUCUUCGACUUGCGCGCUCCCGCAUAUGCGCCGACCGGGAGCACCUUCACGGACCCCCUCUCCUUCGCUGCGCUGACGGUUCCCGCGUCUGGCACGGAGUUGCUUACGCUAGACUGGAACAAAUACCGCCCGUUCGUGCUCGCGUGCGCGGGCGUCGACCGCACCAUUAAGGUGUGGGACUGUCGCAUGAUCAAGACCGGCGCGGACGCGACGCAGCAGGCCGUCGGCGGGACGUGCGAGGCGUCCCUCGUCGGGCACGAGUAUGCCGUGCGCAAAAUUAAUUGGAGCCCACACCGCCCGGAUGUAAUUGCAAGUGCGAGCUACGAUAUGACGUGCAGAGUGUGGUCUGCGAAUCCGACGGCAGCUGGGACGCAUUUGUUGUAUAUUCACGACGCACAUACGGAGUUUGUCGCCGGCUGUGGAUGGUCGUUGUAUGAUGAAGGUGUUUUGGCCAGUUGCGGGUGGGAUUGCAAGCUCAAUGUAUUUCAUGUAUAA